Daphnia carinata is the source of this 1531-nucleotide messenger RNA. RefSeq names its product E3 ubiquitin-protein ligase RMND5A-like (gene Sou). The transcript has 8 exons. Lineage: Eukaryota; Metazoa; Arthropoda; Branchiopoda; Diplostraca; Daphniidae. The record is from RefSeq and is a predicted model, not a curated record. Bases 86 to 1303 code for a protein of 405 amino acids. Gene Ontology annotation, molecular function: protein binding; ubiquitin protein ligase activity. Gene Ontology annotation, cellular component: GID complex; cytoplasm; nucleus. Gene Ontology annotation, biological process: proteasome-mediated ubiquitin-dependent protein catabolic process.
GAAGCUCGUCCUUAACAUACGAAAACAAAUACAAGCAGCUACGCUCCGCCUUCAUACCACAACGUGAAAACACAAAGACGACGUAAUGGAGGCCUGUGUUGCUGUUGAGAAAGAAAUUGAUAAAAUUCUAAGUAAAUUUGCUAGUAUACGUGAGAAUGGUUCAAAAAACAUUGAAGAGACGAUUGAUUUUCUUUUGUCUAUCAAACCGGAGUUGGAACAAGCUCAAACAGAUUCAGAAUUUAAUGAGCGCCAAUUGUUCAUAAUCCACCUUGCAGUAGCAAAAGUUAAGGAAACAGUUUCUCGAUUGGCCAGUGAGCACCGAGACCUCCAUAGCUCUGUUUCGAAAGUUGGGAAAACAAUUGACAGAAAUUUCACCCAAGACUAUGCUUCUACAAGUUUUGAUAGAGUUUUUUCAGGAGUUGAAAAGGAAAAAUUACUUAAUCAAGUCAUUUGCCAACACAUGUAUAGACAUGGAUUCUUGGAAAUAGGUGAAGAAUUGGCAAGGGAAUCUGGGUUAGAGAUCCAUGAGAACAGCAAGCAGCCAUUUAUGCUGCUUAAUGAAAUUCUAGAGAAGUUGAGACAGAAAAAUCUCGUUGCGGCGUUGGAAUGGGCACAAACUCACAGAGAACAACUUAUGGAACAGAAUAGUAGCCUUGAAUUUAAGCUUCACCGACUCCAAUUUCUUCAACUGGUAUCUGAAGGGCCAGAGAAGCAAGCGGAAGCACUUGGUUAUGUACGUAGACAUUUUCCGCCUUUCGUGCAUCAACAUGAGACCGAUAUCCAAAACCUUAUGGGAGUUCUAGCCUUCAUCCCGUAUGGUGUUCACAACUCACCGUAUAAAAAACUAUUUGACCCGAUUCUUUGGACAGAAAUAUGUGAGGUGUUCGUGAAAGACGCUUGCGCGCUUCUCGGAUUCAGUGUCGAAAGCCCGUUGUCGGUUUGUGUUAACGUGGGAUCCAUAUCCCUUCCAGCAUUAUUGAAUAUAAAACAAGUUAUGGCCCAAAGGCAGGUCGCAGGAAUGUGGAAUGCCAAAGAUGAACUUCCCAUCGAAAUUGAUGCGGGCAGAGAAUAUCGCUAUCAUUCUAUAUUUGCCUGCCCUAUCCUCAGACAACAGGGAUCUGAUUCUAACCCACCGAUGCGGCUGCUAUGUGGACACGUAAUCUCGCGCGAUGCCUUGAACAAACUAAGUUCCGGAAACAACGUUCUUAGAGCAAUCCGCACCGGCCAGUCUGUUGCUAGAUUAAAAUGUCCUUAUUGUCCACGAGAAUUCGAUAGUAGUGAAGCUCGACAACUUCAUUUCUAAUAGCCUAUAUUUCGGUAACUUGUUGUCGCAACAGCCGAGAAUAAUCUGAGAAAAUGUCUCCAUACCCGUCUUUGAAGAAAGUAAGAAGACAAACUUUGGCUCGGGUCUAAUUAUUAGAUUUUCUUAGGUUUAUCGAUUGAAAAUCUCCAUGACCGUUCAUAUUUGUUUAAUGUGUAACUAUUCUGUGAAUCAUUUACAUAAUUUCUAAAUUCACAUUAUUAAAUAUUA